GAUGUCAACUGCACUUAUGAAGAGCAAUCUACAACAGUAUGGAAAUGUGAGUGAAUAUAGUUACAUUCAAGAUGCGCAUGCUAGGUAAAGAAGGACAAUCUCGGCACGCAAAGAUAAUUUUUGUACAAUAUGAGAGGGGAAGGGAUUGCCAAUGGUCGAGGCGAGUGGAGGUGGUUGAAGGUAGAAGUUCAGCAGUCGACGGUAGACAGCCGGAAAUUUUAAAGCAACUCGUAAUGGAGUUACGCGAAGUAAAUCGUAAUUUUGACACUGCAGAAGAAACUACAGAACUUCUAUCGCCAUCCAACCGUGAUAAUAUGGAAAUUGAAAGUUAUUUCAUCGAAUAUGCUAUUCAAAAAGAAAUAAUAAAUCGCAAUCGAUGUCCUGCCAGUCGUCGUUUGCUUAGUCAAACAGCUCAUUUAGCAGAUUUUAAUCUCACGAAUGGUAAUUACCAAAAGGAUACGUCGUCCGUCGGUAUCAGUAUGAUCCAUACUUCGAACGCAAAUUGGCCUCCUUCUAGAAAGAGAGAAGAGGCAAAAGCGUUGGAAAAUCUUCGAAAAAGAGUGGAACAAUCAAAACUGUAUAAAGCAAAUCGGAUUUCAGAUACCUGCGGAUCGACUUCUACUUCUUCAGUUCUGAAUAAUGAUCAAAUUCAUCAGCUCGACAAUCGACCGAAGCUAUUAAAAAAGAUCCUGAGUAACAGGCCGAUGAGUAUCGCUCAUGACAGUAACGAUUUGGAGACUGAUUGGCGCGAUAGCGAAUUCAUAACGGAAUGUUUGUGCUGGCAUAAUGUUUAUCGACAAAGACACAAUGUACCACCUCUAACGAUGUCACCACAGUUGUGUGAGUAUGCACAAACAUGGGCCAAUCAUUUAGCGCACACGAACACAUUUUACUAUAGAAAUGAUCGAGAGGUAGGACAAAAUCUUUAUUGUCGACCUGGCGGUGCUAUUCCUACUGAUGUAACUGGACAAGAUGUUGCAUCGUAUUGGUAUUCGGCAGUCAAGCAAUAUGACUUUUUGAAAGAACCGGAUAUUCUCCAUGCUAAUGUAAACGCAGGACAUUUUACACAACUAAUUUGGGCUAGUAGUCGUUAUUUCGGUGUUGGAAAAGCGCGUAGCAGAAGCGGAAAAAUCAUCGUAGUGGCUAAUUAUCAACCCGUUGGUAAUAUAUCCGGACAAUUUCAAAAUAACGUAUUACCUCCUUUACCUGAAAAUAUAAAUAUCACUUUAUCGUCUCAGCGACAACCAUCCACAAAAGUCUUUCGCGAACAUUACGUUGCAUCCGAUUCACCACUGCUUGCAUCAUCCACCGUACCGCUUUCGGAUACAGCAUCGACGGAUAGUGAUCAUUCUUCCGUCAGUUCCACGCAAUAAUAUAGA
Molecule: messenger RNA, 1379 nt
Organism: Eufriesea mexicana
Lineage: Eukaryota; Metazoa; Arthropoda; Insecta; Hymenoptera; Apidae
Exons: 6
Coding region: 72-1373 (433 amino acids)
Cellular component (GO): extracellular region
Source: RefSeq, a predicted model, not a curated record